Molecule: messenger RNA, 1485 nt
Organism: Prorocentrum cordatum
Lineage: Eukaryota; Dinophyceae; Prorocentrales; Prorocentraceae
Source: the annotation of a GenBank genome assembly
AUGGCGCUGCUGCUUCUGGGCUCGAGCUUCUGGUUCGUCACGCCAGAGGCCAUGGGCUUCCCUUUCCCCGGCGCCGUUCUGCCCGUCGCCGGGGCGGUCUGUUUCAUCGUCGCGGGGCAGAGCCACGACAGCCUUCUGAAUCACAGCAUACUAGGCGGCACGGUGCCAGUGCACAUCGGGAAGUUAUCCUACCCGCUCUAUUUGUGGCACUGGCCAGUUUUGUGUUUUGCCAGGGAGUUCUCAUCAGCCGAUUCGGCAAGUCCAGCAGGGCGCUUCGUUUUGGCAUCGAUCACGUUCGCGGUGUCCGCCCUAACUUAUCAUUUUGUCGAGGCGGGCUUUCGCUCCUGGCGCCCGAGCAGGCACCAGAGCGUCUUCGCAGCGAUGAUGCCUGCCUCGCUGGCCCUUGUGGCCUGUCUUCUGUUGCUCAGCUGGCCCCUGCUCAGGACCCCGCUGUUCGAGGCCCUUCUGUCCUGGAGCUCGCCCGUGCCGCGCUUCGACAUCGAGGCGUACGGCCGCCUCAAGACCCCGCACAUCCAGCUGCCCAGCACAGGAUGCGCGUGCACCAGAGCACCAGAGUUCUUCCACGCCCCGCCGGCGGCGGUGAACGACAGCAGGCCGGAUCUGCCUUCCUGCUUCGACCUGAGCUACUCUGUAGCUCCCAAGGCCUGCUGGGCACCACUAGCUCAUUGCGGCGGCGGCUGGCUCUGCCAGGGCGAAACGCACUGCCGCCUGCCGCGCACGGACCCCCAGAGGAGGUGCUCCCGAGAGCCCAACCUGUCGAAAGCUCGGGUCGAGAUCGUAGGCAUGAUGUCGCACUGCCUGGAGCCCAGUGCAGAUCCUCAGAGGAAGCCGGUCCUCUUUCUCCUAGGCGACUCGCACUCGCAGAGGCUCUUUCCAGGAUUGUCGCUUGCCCUGCGAGGCGAAUUCGACAUCCACACCUGGGCCAGCAUCGGUGCCAGGUUGAUGGUCAAUACGGACUCGUGGAGUGGCGUUCGGACGGAGCUGCAGCAAAUUGUUGCCAGGACCUUGCGGCCAGGAGACGUCGUGGCGAUCAGUUUCUUCAUGAAGCGCGACGACAAGGAGUGGAUCGGCAAGUACCUGUCUUUUCUGGAGGAGUGGGGUGCCAUCGUCAAAUCCAAGGGCGCGGCGCUCGUUGCUUUUGGGGACCAAUACAAGUUCUUGACUACAGACAACCCUUUGCGCUGCCGCGUGAUGCCGAUGAUCCAGCCGCCAUACUGCUUCCCCGCCAGGAGCGAGGUGAUGCAGAACCCAGUCCUCGUGGCCAUGCGUGCGGGGAGCGACUGGUUGUACUUCGGGGUGGAGGGCCUGUUCUGCGGCAUCGAGUCUUGCGGCCCGUUCAUUCCUAAGACCGACUAUUUGGCCUAUUCAGACACUCAUCAUCUCAACACGGCUGCCUCCUCGUAUUUAGCGCCUUUCAUUUGCUCGUUCUUCCGCGAGCACGGGCUCUUCGACGGUGUUCGUUGA